UAAAGACAUCGGAGGGACGUCUUAUUAUAUCUCCAGAUGGUGAAGCAGAAGACGGCGACAUUGCGCAACAUUCUCCAAAAGUCAAUUCUUCCCAUUCAGAGAGAUCGAUGGAUCCUGAGGAACCAUCUGAUCCAUCACAUCACAUGACCUCAGAUGUCCAUCAAGGUCCUCACAGUGCAGAGAGAUCAAGAGAUCCGCCUAAUCCUGAGGAACCUUCUGAUCCAUCACGUCACAUGACCUCAGAUGUCCAUCAAGGUCCUCACAGUGCGGAGAGAUCAAGAGAUCCGCCUAAUCCUGAGGAACCUUCUGUAAGCCACGAAGGAGAUCACACAGGAGAGCGUCCAUAUUCAUGUGCAGAGUGCGGGAAAUCUUUCACUGAUAGCAGAAACUUUCUCAAACACCAGAGAAUUCACACGGGUGAGCGUCCUUAUUCGUGUUCACAGUGUGGGCAAUGUUUCACUCAGAAACGAGAUCUUAUUGUACACCAGAGAAUUCACACGGGUGAGCGUCCCUUUUCCUGUUCAGAGUGCGGAAAAUGUUUCAACAAAAAAGAUAAAAUUGUUGUACACCAAAGAACUCACACAGGUGAGCGUCCUUUUUCUUGUUCAGAGUGCGGGAAAAGUUUUGUACAGAAAAUCGCCCUUCUGAGGCACCAGAGAAUUCACACAGGCGAGCGUCCCCAUUCAUGUUUGGAGUGUGGGAAAUGUUUCGCACCGAAAAUAAAUCUAAUUGCACAUCAGAAAAUUCACACUGGUGAGCGUCCCUUUUCCUGUUCAGAGUGCGGGAAAAGUUUAAUUAAGAGUGGAGAUCUUAUUGUGCACCAAAGGGUUCACACAGGUGAGCGUCCCUUUUCCUGUUCUGAGUGCGGGAAAGGUUUUACACAGAAAAUCGCCCUUCUUAUACACCAGAGAAUUCACACGGGUGAGCGUCCCUAUACAUGUAGAGAGUGCGGGAAAUCUUUUACUCAGAAAGGAACACUUAUUGAACAUGAGGGAAUUCACGCAGGUGAGCGCCAUUAUUUAUGUUCAGACUGCGGGAAAUCUUUCGAUGAGAAAAAGGCGCUUCUUACACAUCAAAGAAUUCACACGGGUGAGCAUCCCUAUUUGUGUUCAGAGUGCGGAACAUUUUUCAGCCGGAAAGUAGCACUUGUUGAACACCUAAGAAUUCACACGGGUGAGCGUCCUUUCCCUUGCUCUGAGUGCGGCAAACGUUUCUCGCGGAAAGGAGCACUUAGCGGACAUCGGAGAACUCACACGGGCGAGCGUCCUUAUUCCUGCUCAGAGUGCAACAAAUGUUUCAUUAAAAAAGAAAAGCUCAUUGUGCACCAAAGAACUCACACGGGGGAGCGUCCCUUUUCCUGUUCGGAGUGCGGGAAAGGUUUUACACAGAAAAUCACCCUUCUCAGGCAUGAGAGAGUUCACACAGGUGAGCGUCCUUUUUCUUGUUCAGAGUGCGGAAAGUUAUUUACACAAAAGAUCUCACUUCUUAGGCACCAGAGAAUUCACACGGGUGAGGUUCCUUUUUCAUGUUCAGAGUGCGGGAAAUGUUUCACUCAGAAAGGCGCACUUGCUGAACACCAGAGAUUUCACACGAGCGAGCGUCCAUUCAUCUGUUCAGAAUGCGGGAAAUGUUUUGUGCAGAACAUCGCCUUUCUUAUACAUCAGAGAAUUCAUACAGGCGAGCGUCCAUUUUCCUGUUCGGAGUGCGGGAAGUCUUUCACCCAGAAAGGAGACCUUCUUAUACACCAGAGGAUUCACACUGGUGCCCGUCCUUAUUCAUGUUCAGAGUGCGGGAAAUGUUUCACACAGAAAGGAGACCUUGUUAAACACCAGAGAAUUCACACAGGUGAGCGUCCUUAUUCAUGUUCAGAGUGCGGGAAAUGUUUCAUUAAUCAAGGAGCCCUUGUUAAACACCAGAGGAUUCACACAGGUGAAUGUCCCUAUUCAUGUUCAGAGUGCGAGAAAUCCUUUAGUGAGAAAAAGCUACUUCUUACUCACCAGAGAAUUCACACGGGGGAGCGUCCGUUUUCCUGCGCAGAGUGUGGGAAAAGUUUUACACAGAAAAUCACACUUCUUGUACACCAGAGAAGUCACACAGGCGAGCGUCCCUUUUCCUGUGUAGUGUGCGGGAAAGGCUUUUCUGAGAAAGGCAAACUCCUUAUACAUCAGCGAAGCCAUACGGGCGAGCGUCCCUAUUCAUGCCCGGAGUGCAGAAAAUGUUUCACUCGGAAAGGAGACCUUGCGAAACACCAGAGAAUUCACACGGGGGAACGCCCUUAUUCAUGUACAGAGUGUGAUAAAUCUUUCCCUCAUAAAGGAGAUCUUGUCAAACACCAGAGAAUUCACACGGGCGAGCGUCCUUAUUUAUGUUUAGAGUGCGGGAAAUCUUUCACUCAGAAAGGAAACCUUGUCAAACACCAGAGAAUUCACACCACGGAACGUCCUCAAUGCGUUCCUG
This is a messenger RNA of Nanorana parkeri, 2457 nucleotides long. RefSeq names its product zinc finger protein 260-like. The annotation marks the transcript as partial. Gene Ontology annotation, biological process: regulation of transcription by RNA polymerase II. Gene Ontology annotation, molecular function: DNA-binding transcription factor activity; RNA polymerase II cis-regulatory region sequence-specific DNA binding. NCBI's taxonomy places the organism in Eukaryota, Metazoa, Chordata, Amphibia, Anura, Dicroglossidae. The transcript has 4 exons. The record is from RefSeq and is a predicted model, not a curated record.